Molecule: messenger RNA, 1302 nt
Organism: Eriocheir sinensis (Chinese mitten crab)
Lineage: Eukaryota; Metazoa; Arthropoda; Malacostraca; Decapoda; Varunidae
Exons: 8
Coding region: 202-1302 (366 amino acids)
Biological process (GO): chromatin organization
Cellular component (GO): histone deacetylase complex
Molecular function (GO): histone deacetylase activity
Source: RefSeq, a predicted model, not a curated record
CUGCUGCUCAGCUUUUUACAUAACCAUUCCCUGCAGAAACAGUUAAAUGGGUGCCUGCUGUUCCUGUUGAGUGGGUGGAGCAUGACACACGCCAGGGGUCAAGGGGGAACAAAGGUAAUGCCCCCCUAAGGAGGUGCUGUGUCAGAUUUGGAUAUUUUAAACCAAGGAAGGGUUGACGGGGACAAAGUCCCACCCAGCAGGAUGACGGAAGACACGCCCCAGAGGAAGACGUCAGCCAGGAAUCCCCGCGCGGUCAGCCUCUUGCUGGGGGUGCGGCAGCGGCAGCAACCGAUGGCAAGUCUGGAGAAGCAGGGUGAGAUGGAGGUGUGGCCAGGCCUGUACGCACACCUCACCUCCCAGCUGAUGGCCCUGGUGCGGGGCAAGGUGGUGCUGGUGCUGGAGGUGUGGCCAGGCCUGUACGCACACCUCACCUCCCAGCUGAUGGCCCUGGUGCGGGGCAAGGUGGUGCUGGUGCUGGAGGUGUGGCCAGGCCUGUACACACACCUCACCUCCCAGCUGAUGGCCCUGGCACGGGGUAAGGUGGUGCUGGUGCUGGAGGUGUGGCCAGGCCUGUACACACACCUCACCUCCCAGCUGAUGGCCCUGGCGCGGGGCAAGGUGGUGCUGGUGCUGGAGGUGUGGCCAGGCCUGUACGCACACCUCACCUCCCAGCUGAUGGCCCUGGCGCGGGGCAAGGUGGUGCUGGUGCUGGAGGUGUGGCCAGGCCUGUACGCACACCUCACCUCCCAGCUGAUGGCCCUGGCGCGGGGCAAGGUGGUGCUGGUGCUGGAGGUGUGGCCAGGCCUGUACGCACACCUCACCUCCCAGCUGAUGGCCCUGGCGCGGGGCAAGGUGGUGCUGGUGCUGGAGGUGUGGCCAGGCCUGUACACACACCUCACCUCCCAGCUGAUGGCCCUGGCACGGGGCAAGGUGGUGCUGGUGCUGGAGGUGUGGCCAGGCCUGUACACACACCUCACCUCCCAGCUGAUGGCCCUGGCGCGGGGCAAGGUGGUGCUGGUGCUGGAGGUGUGGCCAGGCCUGUACACACACCUCACCUCCCAGCUGAUGGCCCUGGCACGGGGCAAGGUGGUGCUGGUGCUGGAGGUGUGGCCAGGCCUGUACGCACACCUCACCUCCCAGCUGAUGGCCCUGGCGCGGGGCAAGGUGGUGCUGGUGCUGGAGGUGUGGCCAGGCCUGUACACACACCUCACCUCCCAGCUGAUGGCCCUGGCACGGGGCAAGGUGGUGCUGGUGCUGGAGGUGACCAGUCUGACCUCACCCAAACAUUGUGGCAGGAACUGA